AUGGAAAUUCUGGCGUGGAAUUGUCGCGGCCUCAAUAAUGAUGCCGCUGUACAAGCAUUGAAGAGGCUGAUCCAACAGAAACGCCCUUCUAUCGUAUUUCUUUGUGAAACAAAGGUGAAUGACUGGGAGUACAUGAAUGGGUUGCGCUUGCAGCUCGGGCUUUUGAAUUGCGAGGCGGUCUGGAGUGUAGGUCAUUCAGGCGGGCUUGCUAUGUUUUGGGUGGAUGGUUUGGACGUCCGUUUCCGAUCGAAGUCGUUGCACCAUAUCGACGUUGAAGUCUGGGCGACGGAUGGUUCUCAUGUGGGUUGGAGGCUGACAGGCUUUUACGGCCAUCCGGUGACUGCGGAGAGGCACACUACCUGGUCGCUCCUCCGUACACUUGCUGAUGAGUCUUCCCUGCCGUGGCUGGGUUCCGGGGGGGGACCGUAUACAUGGAGGGGGGCUGGUGUGUGCAGCCGGUUGGAUAGGGCAGCGGCGUCUGCUUCUCUGGUCGACAUUUUUCCGGGCUCCUAUGUUCUCCAUCUCCCUCCGGUGCAUGGGGAUCAUGUACCUAUCCUGGUUGGAGUUUGGGGGGUUCCACCUCCAGUGCUGCAACGGAGGCAGCCUCGGUUUAGAUUUGAGAGCUUCUGGACCGCCCAUGAUGGGUGUAGGGAGGCGGUGAACACAGGCUGGGCGUCCCGGGUGUCUGGCAGACCUAUGUUUCAGGUUGUGCGAAAGAUAAGGCAAACAAGGUUCUCUGUUAACAGUUGGCAGAGAGAGGUGUUUGGGAAUCGAGGGCGUGAAAUUGAACUGAUUAGGAGCAGGUUACAAACUCUGUUGAAUCAACCUUUAGCUGAUGGCAGCCAGGAGGAGAGUAUGGCGCUAAACUUGAAGCUUGACAAGUUGUUGUCUGAUGAGCAUGCGUACUGGAAACAACGUUCAAAAAUUACCUGGCUGAAAGACGGUGAUAGAAACACCAAGUACUUCCAUCGUAAGGCUUCCUAUCGGCGAGCUAAAAAUAGGUUGGUGGGAUUAUUUGAUUCUAAUGGGGAAUGGCAAUCUUCCGAGUUAGGCUUGGAGCAGGUCAUCCUUGAUUAUUUUUCUGGUAUGUUUAAAGCUAGUGAGGUUAGGGCCAAUGAUUUGUUUUCUGCUGUUGAUUUAAUUCAGCCAAAGGUUACUGGAGCAAUGAAUGAUGAUCUUUGUGCCCCUUAUUCGGCGGGUGAGAUUAAGACUGCUUUAUUUCAGAUGUACCCAACCAAGGCCCCAGGCCCAGAUGGUAUGCCGCCCUUGUUCUUCCAGGAAUAUUGGGAUACAAUGGGUGAUGAUGUCGUUCAGGCUGUGCAAAAUUUUUUACAUACUGGUCAGCUUUUGAGGGAGAUAAUUUUCACCCAUAUCUGUCUGAUUCCAAAGGUCCCCAACCCGGAAACAGUGGCUGACCUCCGACCCAUUGCUUUGUGCAACGUGAUCUAUAAGAUUUGUUCGAAGGCUAUUACUAAUAGGCUGAAGCGGGUUCUGUCACAUCUCAUCUCCCCUUUUCAGAGUGCUUUUAUCCUAGGUCGUUUAAUUACUGAUACGUUGAUUGCGAAUGAAGUUUCUCAUUUUAUUCAUAAUUGUCAAUCCAGCUCUGAAGGGGUCUUUUCCCUUAAGUUGGAUAUGAGUAAGGCAUAUGAUCGUAUGGAGUGGAAAUUUUUGGAGGCAAUUUUGCUCAGGUUUGGUUUUGAUGAAGCUUGGGUGCAUAUUAUAAUGCAGUGUGUUACCACAGUGAGGUAUGCUUUUCUAAUCAAUGGCAAGCCUAGAGGAUAUUUAACUCCUACAAGAGGAUUACGGCAGGGAGACCCUCUCUCUCCAUAUCUAUUCUUGUUAUGUGCUGAAGUCUUUUCUGCUUUGCUUGUGCGUAAGGCGGAACGACAGGAAUUGAAGGGUAUUCGCAUUUGUCCUGAUGCUCCUCUCAUCCACCAUCUUCUUUUUGUGGACGAUAGUUUGCUUUUUGGGCGAGCUACGUUGGAGGAGUGCCUCCAUAUUAAAUCAGUUCUUACAGACUAUGAGAUAGCCUCAAGGCAACAGGUGAACUUCUCUAAAAGUAGUAUUGUUUUCAGUAAGAAGGUGAAUGUUUCUUUACAAGGACAACUAGCAAAUUCUUUGGGUGUGAAGAUUGAAGCUAAACAUGAUAAAUAUCUAGGGUUGCCAACUUAUCUGGGUAGGAAUCGCACUGAACCAUUUGCUUAUAUCAAGGAGCGGUUGAGUAAGAAGCUUGAAGGGUGGCAAGGAAAAUUAUUGAGCAGUGCUGGUAAGGAUCUUCUCAUUCGGGUGGUUGCUCAGGCCCUUCCAUCCUAUGCAAUGAGUUGUUUCCUUUUACCACGUACUUUGUGUGAUUCUCUUCAUCAAAUGUGUGCAAGAUUUUGGUGGGGGUGUAAAGGCGACAAUCGAAAAAUUCAUUGGCUUUCUUGGGAGAAAUUGUGCAAUUCUAAAGCUGAUGGGGGCAUGGGAUUCCGUGAUUUGUAUGCUCACAACUUAGCAUUGCUUUCUAAGCAGGGUUGGAGGUUGAUUAGAUAUCCUGAGUCUUUGGUGGGAAGAGUGUUGAAGGCUAGGUACUUUCCAUCCACCACCUUUUUGACUGCUCCAGUGGCUAAGUCUCCUUCUGCUUGUUGGAGAGGGAUUUUUGAGGCCAAAGCUAUUUUAUUGCGUGGAAUUCGUUGGCAAGUGGGUGAUGGUUUAUCUAUCCGGAUUUGGGAGGAUCCUUGGGUUCCCCGACCCUUCUUGUUCCGUCCCUUUGUCCGUCGGGCUGAGGGGCCGAUUCGGGUGGCUGAUCUUCUUCUUCCCGGUGGUAAGUGGAAUCAUCAGACUAUUUUGGAGGUGUUUGAUCAUGAAGAUGCUUCUUUAAUUCUAUCUAUUCCUCUGAGUCACAGAGUUAUCCCUGAUAGGUUGGUUUGGCACUUUGAUUCUAAAGGUCUUUUCUCUACAAAAAGUGCGUAUAAAUUGGCAGUUGAAUCUUCCUUGCUUGGUACUGGAGUUGUUGCAAGCUCUAUAGUUCACCCUAGCAUUUGGAAGAAGCUAUGGGACGCUACUGUGCCUGGGAAAAUUAAAGUGCAUGUGUGGCGUGUUUGUGCUAACAUUCUACCUACUGUUGAUAAACUUCGCUCUAAGAGGGUAUUUCUUGAUCAAGGUUGUUGUUUUUGCAACGAUGGAGAUGAGUCUGUGGAACAUAUUAGUCGUGAUUGCAGCUUUGUUGGGGAUCUACUUGGCUGCUUCCCCGGUUUGAUAUCAGUGUUGUCAAGGGCUGUUAGAGUUGGGUCUAUGUUGGAUUGGGUAGCUCGUUGUGUUGGUAUGCUCUCAAGUGACAACUUUGCUCUUCUCAUGAUGGUGAUUUGGAGUGUUUGGAAAGAACGCAAAAGGGUUUGGUCAGGUAUGUUUCUCUCCUUGGCCCAAGUAUUCAAUCAAGUGCGAAACUACUUUUUGGCUUUCAAAGCUACCUUACAUGUGAAGGUGAGUCGAGUGCGAGUGGUUAUACCAUGGUCUCUUCCACAAGAAGGUUGGCUCAAGGCCAAUGUUGAUGGGGCCUUUAGUAGUGUUACAGGGUCUGGGGGCUUCGGUGUGGUGGUACGCAAUUGGAGAGGCCAAGUUGUGGGUGGAGCGUGUUGUAAGGUCGAGUUUGCUCGGUCUGCACUUAUGGUUGAAGCCUUAGCUGCCAGGGCAGCGUGUAUGUUGGCAAUGGAGCACCGUCUUGUGCCUAUUGCCUUUGAGACUGACUGUCAGCAGCUGGUGCUUGCUGUUGAGGCAGGGGAGGGCGAAGAUGCAUCACAAAUUGGCAGACUAGUUGAUGAUAUUGCUUUGGGUAUUAAAUCCCUGCAUGGCUCUACACUUUCACAUAUAUGUCGCGAGUCUAAUGGGGUAGCUCAUAAACUUGCUCAAGUUGCUUUGCAUUUAAACUUUCAAGUUGUCUGGAUGAAAUUUUUGCUCCUCACUUCUGUCUUGUUACUGAGCACCAACAGCACAACAACUCAAACUGAAGAUCAUCCCCCUUUUCUGUACACCGUCUGUUAUGGCAAUGGGGGUAAUGACAGUGCUAAUAGCAUCUACCACACCAACCUCAAUCAGAUUCUGGCAGAUCUGUCCUCCACUGACAAUGAUGUAUUUGAGUGA
Rosa rugosa (rugosa rose) is the source of this 4119-nucleotide messenger RNA. RefSeq lists its product as uncharacterized. The transcript is spliced from 3 exons. Gene Ontology annotation, molecular function: nucleic acid binding; RNA-DNA hybrid ribonuclease activity. The coding region runs from base 1 to 4119 and encodes 1372 amino acids. The record is from RefSeq and is a predicted model, not a curated record. Lineage: Eukaryota; Viridiplantae; Streptophyta; Magnoliopsida; Rosales; Rosaceae.